AAAAAAAUUCAUAUAAUUCCAUUUAAAAAAAUGAAGUUGACCUCGAAAUCUCCGAAGCGCCUCCAUCUAAAAAAAUUAUAACCAGCAUAUAUUAUAGUCCUCUUAAUACCGUACAACUUUUGUAAUUACAAUAUUUUCAUAUCUCUAAAAAAAGCAGAGAUAUUCAAGGUGGACAAAGUUAUUGCCCUACCCGGUAUAUAUGGUAUAUAUGAUAAUUUAGUUGCUAAUUUAAUUACUAAAACGUACAGCACGAGAUAAACAAUGUAGCAGUUUAAUCGUUAUACAUAUUAUGAAAUCUGGAUUAUCAGUCGGAAAUAGCGUUAAUUUUUCUGAAAAUGUUAUUUAAUUGCUUGAAAUAAAUCUGAUUGAAUAAUUUGGAGAAUAAAGAAGAAAUAGAAAUAGAGUGAAGGAGAGUGAAGAGGGGUUGCGAUUUUUGCGAAUUGGAAAAAUUACUAAUUACUUUUAGGAGAUUGAAAAAGUAUUGCAAGAUAAGAAGUGAUUGGAAUAUGAAGAAGAGAAUCAAGAUAUUAUAAAUAACAGAGGAGUUACAGGAGUAUACAUCUUGAAGAGUCGUACAAACUAACGGAGAUGAAUUUUGUGCGCUUAAUAUUAAACAUUAAUAACUGUGAUAAAAACAAAGGUAAAGGUUUUUGAGAUGUUAUAGAUAGGCAGUAGAAACAAACGGAAUGACACAGAAGUAGAAGAACUUGGAAAAGAAUCAAUAAAGUGUUUCGUUGAGAAGAUGGGUAGGUACGACGGGAGAAGAUGAGAUGACAUCGAGCAGACGGUGAGAGACUCAUUAUCAGCGCGGAGAGGGAUUUAAUAAGAAGACUUUUUUUCAUGAUAAAUAGUGGAAGUUGUGCAGUUAUGAAGUUCUCUGUAACGCAGCCAGUCACAAAGUUUUGAAAUAAGCAUGCUCGAAUUUAACAAAAUUGUGAGACUUCAAUGCUAUAAACAAACUUUGCAACUACAUUUAACAACGGUGUAAACGACCUGGUCACGAUCGAAGAGGUAAUUGGCGACAUUCUUUUUAUCUACUCUAACACAAUAUAGCACUAAUAGCGCGCUUCACAAACACAGUCUUUAUCUGUUGAUGUGACUUUAAGUACAAUAUAAUUAUACUUUAUACGUAAAGUUAUUGCUGUCAUUAUGCACAGUGCAAAAAAUCCUUAUAAUGACACGUGUGAUAUUAAGUGCAAAGAAGAAAUUAUUACGAAAAAAAAAACACAAAAAACGGAUAUUAUAUGGUUAACGGUCUUUUACUUACUGACAAUGCACGUCAUUGGACUUUAUGGUUUAAUCACGUUCAACUACUUUGAAAGCUUAAGGACGACUUUGUGGUUAUUAACCUUGUACAACUUAGGAUGCAUCGGUGUGACUGCUGGUGCUCACAGAUUUUGGUCUCAUCGAUCAUACAGCGCUAAUUUACCGCUCAGGCUCAUUCUUUUUAUUUGUUACUGUUCAAGUGGAGGGGUCUCUAUUUUUAGUUGGGUACGAAUUCAUCGUGUACAUCACAAAUACGUCGACACAGAUUUAGAUCCUCACAACAGCCGACGCGGCUUUUUCUUUUGCCACAUAGGUUGGAUUCUAAGAAGACUCAGACCUGAAAUCGUUCAAAAGUUACGCGAAACUGAUAUGCGGGACAUUUUGGCAGAUCCAAUCAUCGCUUUUCAUAAAAAAUAUGUCACUUUGAUCAACUUGAUAUUCUCUUAUAUCUUGCCCACGCUGAUACCAGUUUACUUCUGGGAUGAGACUUGGAACAGAUCCUUCACUUCACAAGUAGCUCGGGUAUUAUUGGUGUUACAUGCAAGCUUUUCCAUAAACAGUUUUGCUCAUACGUGGGGUACCAAGCCAUAUAACAAAAAUAUACGACCAACAGAGAAUAUGAGCGUGAGUGUAGUUUGUAGUGGCGAAGGAUUUCAUAAUUAUCAUCACACAUUUCCCUGGGACUAUCGUGCGUCCGAGUUCAAUUGGUAUAUUUUCAAUCACUCGGCGUUUUUCAUCGACAUGUUCGCGAAGAUCGGAUGGGCCUACAAUCUCAAGAAACCGUCCCCGGAGCUUGUGAAACGAGUUGCUGCCGAUAAAGGCGAUGGCUCCCGUGCCAAAUGGGACGAAAUCCCAGUGUGUGAUUGAAGUGCCAAAGAUUAAUUAGCGAAUGCAACACAUACAUGUAGAAUAAAUUUAAUUCAUUAAAUUACAGUCUUAUUUCACCGUU
This is a messenger RNA of Cyphomyrmex costatus, 2215 nucleotides long. Its product is annotated as acyl-CoA Delta(11) desaturase. Lineage: Eukaryota; Metazoa; Arthropoda; Insecta; Hymenoptera; Formicidae. Gene Ontology annotation, biological process: unsaturated fatty acid biosynthetic process. Gene Ontology annotation, cellular component: endoplasmic reticulum membrane. Bases 1150 to 2133 code for a protein of 327 amino acids. The transcript is spliced from 6 exons. The record is from RefSeq and is a predicted model, not a curated record. Gene Ontology annotation, molecular function: iron ion binding; stearoyl-CoA 9-desaturase activity.